UAGGGGAGAAAAGAAAUGGCAAACGAAGUUCUAAAAUGGAGCAUUUGAAAUCCAAAAUCACUCCUCACCUCUCUUUUACAUUUUUCCUAUUUUCCCUCAACACAAAAAAGAAGAAAACUAUGAAUUUUUUUUCUUUGUGUUGGAAAUUCAAGUUUGAGCUGAAUUUCUUCGAGUUUGAGUUGGGGGGUACAGUUGAUUAUUUAUGCCCAGUUUUGUUGUUUUUAUUGGUUUGAUUUCUGAAAAAAAUGAGUUUCAAUGUAAAGGUUAUUCAAAAUUUUGUCUGGAAAAUCAUUAGAUUUUCUGGAAGUUGUAGUUAUAAAUUUGUAAGAAGAUAUCCAGUUGUGGCAGGGUUUUUUAUCUUUGUUCUCUUCGUGUAUGUAUGUUUUCCUUCUUAUUUCUACAUUUUGAUGUAUUCUUCGCCGAUUUUUAUCUGCACUGCAAUUUCAAUCCGAUUUUAUUGGAAAACCAAACGUCCGGAAGUCCAAAUGGUUCAUAAGAAAGACAGCGAGGAGAGAUCAUCUGCAGAUGUAAAUAGAUCAAAAGUCCCUUCAUUACGACCCCAGAAAAGUGUUCGACGAAAUGCUCGAAAGGAAGUCCUACAAUGGGAUAGAAACGAUAGUCCGGAUAGUAACUUGCUUUUUGGGAGUGGUAUUAAUGAUAUUCUGUCUGAUAAAUCCAAUUUAUUGGAAGAAAAUUCGAGGUCCUUAAAUGUGAAAGGAAGUUCUAAUGUGGAACACGGAGAGAGUUCUUCCCAGAACGAGAAGCGAAAUGAUCAAGCACUUAAUGACCCGAAAUCGCUCCUUGAUAACGAGACUCUGAAACCUCAUAGCGUGUCAGGUGAUAGCUUUGGAGGGCAAUCAGGUAAAAGUCCUGUUGGUGGUGGUGGUGGUGGUGGUGAGGUUGAGAAAGAAAGAUUGGAAAAAAGGAAAGAUGUGAAGGAGAUAAAAGUGCGGGAAGAUCGAGAUAAGGCAGUGGAAUGGACAAAGGAUGAUGAGAAGCAUCUAAUGGAUCUCGGGUUAACCGAGGCGGAAAGAAACAAAAGGCUGGAAAGUUUGAUUGCAAAACGUAGAGCAAGAAAGAUGUUCAAAAUGGCAAUUGAGAAAAGCCUGAUGGACAAGGGUAUUGUUCCCCAUAAUCAUAUUGCUCCCAUUCUAAUAGUUAAAAACAACAUUCUUGGUUGUUCAAAUCAUGCUAAUGAAGAAGUGUUACAAAUGCCUGGUUCUGCUCCUUCCAUCUUGUUGCCUACACAGAAUCCAUUUGACUUACCUUAUGAUCCAUUUGAAGAAAAACCAAAUCUUACGGGUGAUAGUUUCCAACAAGAGUUCAUGGCUGUCAACCAAAGGGAUAUGCUUUUCUGCAGGCACGAGAGCUUCCACCAUGGACCUUUGUUUACAUUCGAAACCACUCAAGAUUCUAUUAAUGAUCCGUUUAAUCCCUACUAUAGUGCUGAGAAAAGGCUUGUAGGGGGUCCAGCAGUUGAUAGAUUCAGAAAGGCAGAUGAUGAAGGAGGUCACCACCAGAAUAAUUCCCGUGGUUUUGGAAGUGACAUUGAUCUUAUUGAGCUGGAAGAGUCCAUUAACAAUGACACAAUUAACUCAUUGGAAGAGAAAAGUGAAGAGAUUACAGAAAGUGCCAAUGAUAAGACUGAAAUAGGAGAAACUAAUGAAAACCCUCAUGAUCUGAGUGGAAGUGAAAUGAGAGUGGAGAUAGAUUCAACUAAAAACAAUGAUUCCUGCUACUCAGCAUCUUCAUCUGAUGACUCUGAGUCAGGCCUAGAUCAAACAGCAAAACCUCUGUCACUGUGUACUAAUCAAGUCCGAAAGGCUUUUAAUCUUUCAAUUCCUCCCAAGGGGAAAGCUGUGACCAAGCUUCCUUUUGAUUCCAGCCCAUCUCCGCGUAGGACUGAGUUUAAUUUGUUUUACAAUACAUAUAGGCGACAGAGUCAUACUCGAAACUGUUCCAUAGCUUCUGACUUGCAAGUUGAGGUUUCAGAAGUCGGGUCAACUACAUUAUCAACUGAUGGAACCAGUUCACCCGUAGAAGGUUCAGUUACAUAUGAUGGGGAUGUUGAAAGGGAUAUAAAUUCUGACAAUGAAGAACUGUGGGGAGGUUCAUUUAACUUAUCAAAAGAGGCAAAUCAAGAAAAACUGAGAGAACUAGAUGAUAUUAUUGAAGAGGAUUCUGUUGAAGUGAAGGUUUCUGGUUUAAACAAGAAACCUGAGGAACCAAUUGCUUCAAUCUCUCCAUCUGAACUGGAAAAGGCUUCCAAUGUUUCAGAUAAAUUAUCACCUGAAAAUCCAGGAAAACCGGUGCAGUUAAGGGGGAAGUCAGUCAUUCAUUCACCUUCCGAGUCUUGUUUCCAGAAGCCAGAGCAAUUUAUUGAUCCUCAACAGAAGCCUACGGAAGAGAACAUCAUUUGUAAUGUGAAGCCGAUAACUCAAGGAGAUGCUAACAGUUUAGAGCCGAAAUCAUCUGAAACCAAAGCCAAUGGGGCCCAAGCAUUGAAUGAACCUGCAGCUUUAGGAGAGAUGGGAAAACCAGAUGACGCAAUUAAUUUAGAUUCAAGCGGUUACAAGCAUGGAAACAAAGAAACAUCUUAUGAGUAUAAACGAACUGUAGAAUCUGAAAAGAAGAUGGAGGAAAACCAACCUUCAAAGUAUAUUGAAGAAGGUACUUGCAAAUCAACUAAGCAUGGCACUGGGGAUGCACCGAGUUCUGUUCAAAGAAAAUACCAACCUUCAAAGCAUUUUGAAGAAGAUGCUCAAAACUUAAUUGAGUAUAAUACUGGGAAUGCGCCAAAUGCUGUUCAAAGCAUAGAUGAGUUGGAAUCUAUUCCAGCUAGUGGGGUUAAUCAAAAUAUUCUGGAGGAUAAUGUUUCUGGAGUGGAACAAAGAUUAGGAGGUUCUAUUGCAGUGGCUCCAAAUCGAAGAUUGGAGCUUGAGCAAACUUAUCUCAGCUCAGGUGCCUCUCCGAGAUCUGUGUUACCACAAAAUAUCCUGGCAGAUCAAAUACCUGUAUCAGACAUUGAGCAACGAAGACAAACAGAUUGGCCAGGAUCUGUUACAGAAGACAUAGUGAGGGAAAAUUCAGCAGACAAUCAACCACAUGAGAACUCAACUUUUAACAUGCCCCGAAGUACACAGCGGUUGGCUGAGAAUUCAAUACAGGACUCAUCCAGUAAUUCCGGUCCUGCAACAUCAGAGGAAUCGUCUUGCGUGACAAAGAAGAGAACUGAUGGUAGCACUGCCCAUAAUAUGAAUGAACUUGUCUUAGAAGGCACACAAGGCAAUGACGGUUCCUUAAAAUCCAGUAAAGAUGAAUCUAAAACUUUGACAAGUUCAGAGGACACGGAAGAACUAUCAAAAACAUCUGGUGAAAGUAAUUUUGAUUCUAUUGAGCAUCUUGGAGGAUCAGAAAAACUGAUUGAACACAACACUAGAACUGAUUCAUCAAAAUCAAAAGAAGGAAAUGCUAAAACAGAUGACCCUAAAACCAUGGUGAGAGAAAAGUCCGCAGCAGAAGUUGAUCGUGUUUGCAAUGUGAAAGACUCGUUAACCAAUAAGGUAACCAACAUUGAGAGCUCGAACCCUGUUCUUGAUGGUGAGGGUCAGCACCAAAUAUUAAGUAGGCAAAAGGCUGUCGUGGAACCAUCAAAGACCAGUGGGGCAACUAGUGCAGGAUCUGAUAAAGAUACCAAACAUGAAUCCGCAACAUUAACCAAAGCUGAAGCCAAUGCUGGACUAUCAACUUCAAAAGGAGAAAGUAACAGCUCGAACAACAUCAAAAAUGGCGGAGAUACACAAAAAUUGAGCGGUCAAGAACGUCUCUCAGAUGCCUCACAAUCAAGGGAGGAGAAUCUCAACAAGGCCAUUAGUGAAAGCAUCUCAGGAGUAGAUAGCACUGCAACGACAGGCAUAUCAAUAGACCACAAGAUCGCCACAGAAGCAUCAAAACCGAAAGAACCCGAAGUCAAGGCUGUCAACACCAAGGAAAAUGAUAGCAAUGAAGUGGCAAAAUGAGGCAAUAUAACAAUAUUGACACACCUAGAAACCAUCAGUUCGAGGACAGCAAACAGUUACACUAACUUUCACCGUAGAAAAAAGCUGAAACUCUUCCAUGAAUCAAUGUAAGCAGUCAGAUACUGUAAUCUUGAACAUAUGGACAAUACUAGGAUAUACAUAAAGUAGAACUGCAAAUAUAUAGUCAAAUUUAUAUAUAUAUAUAUAUAUAUACCAAAAAUUCCAUUUACCUUGAA
Molecule: messenger RNA, 4255 nt
Organism: Gossypium raimondii (Peruvian cotton)
Lineage: Eukaryota; Viridiplantae; Streptophyta; Magnoliopsida; Malvales; Malvaceae
Exons: 5
Coding region: 246-4019 (1257 amino acids)
Source: RefSeq, a predicted model, not a curated record